CACGCGACCAUCCCUCGACGCGCGAGAUGAUGCAAACCAACGCGCUGUCCGCCAUGCGCGCGAUCUCGAGCGCGAAACCGAUUCAAAAGAGACGCGCGAUGCGCGCGUCGACGCGAGACGCGCGCGCGGUGACGCCGCGCGCGAGCCUCGCGGUGGACGUCGCGCGGUGGACGCUGAGCGUCCCGACCAUGUACGCGAUGGUGUCCAUCAACGAAUACAUCACCCAUCGUUACUACCAACACGCCGAGUUCAACAAGAACGAAACCUUGAAAAGGGUGUGGUGCUUCUUCACGAGACAGAAGGAAGCGCCGAAGGUUGGCGGCGGCGGACACAUCGAACACCACGCGGAGACGCUGGACGACAUGUCGCUUCGCGUGGACGACAAGUGGAUGAAGAGCGAACCGGCGGCGGUUUUGGAAGGGAACACCUACCGCGGAACGGCGUUCGAGUGGGAUGUCACGGGUUUGAUGACGAUGCAAAUGGUGAUCACGUGCGUGCCGGUGCUGGCGCUCAUGGGGUUCUCCGCGGGGCCGAUGGCGGCGCUCAUCGGCGGGUCCACGCUCGCGCACGCGUUGAUUUGGAACUCGUUGCAUCCGGCCAUGCACGGCUUGAACGAGGUUCCGCUUCAAGAUGGGAUCCCGUCGUUGUGGCUCGCGCGAUACCGCGAAUCCAAGUAUUACGAUUACUUGUACCUGAACCACAGCGGUCACCACGUGUUGUCCGGCCAGUGCAACUACAACGUGUGCUGCCCGCUCGUCGACCACGUGUUGGGCACCUACGUCGAGCCGGAGGUUUGGAUGAAGAAGACUCGCGUGCCGUUCGGUAAGGAACACCGCGAGUUCUACCCGGCUGGCGAAUACGCGCGCAACUUGGCCGCCAAGGCCGCCGCCGCCGCCAUCGAAGGCGCGCUGCAAGCCGACGCGCCCGCCGACGAAGGCGAGCGCGACCUCGUCGCCGCGUAGAGCGCAGUACCAUACGUAAAAAAGAUUUUUUUAUUCACUGGGACGGCGUGCGUCCCGCGUAGAGACAUAUUUUAAUCCAUCCGAUUCAGAACUUCA
Molecule: messenger RNA, 1058 nt
Organism: Ostreococcus lucimarinus CCE9901
Lineage: Eukaryota; Viridiplantae; Chlorophyta; Mamiellophyceae; Mamiellales; Bathycoccaceae
Exons: 2
Coding region: 27-962 (311 amino acids)
Source: RefSeq, a predicted model, not a curated record